CUUUCUAAUUUUCUAAACUUUCCUCUAGGUCAAUCGCCCAAGGACCCAUUCGUGUUGUUGCUCUCUCUAGUCCAGGGUCCCUCGAUCCCUCCCUCCAAACAUCCCAAUGGGGAACUGUUGUUCCCAAAUUAAAGGUAAAAAUGUAGAACCUGAAAAUAAAAAACCCCUUAAAGGAGACAACAAACCGCAAGAAGAGAACAAAAACACAACCACAGCGCCACCAAAACCCGUCACUGCAUCAUCAGCCGCCUCGACAGCCCAACCACAAAAGAAUGGCAACAAAUCGCCUAUUGGAACGGUUUUGGGACGUCCAAUGGAAGAUAUUCGAACUCUUUACACCAUAGGUAAAGAGCUUGGUAGGGGUCAGUUUGGCGUCACCCAUUUGUGCACAUGCAAGCAGACGGGGAAACAGUUGGCAUGCAAAACAAUAGCAAAGAGGAAACUUGCGAAUAAAGACGACAUUGAGGAUGUGAGGAGGGAAGUACAGAUCAUGCAUCAUUUGGCUGGCCAGCCGAAUAUUGUUGAACUUAAAGGGGCUUUUGAGGACAAACAUUCUGUGCAUUUGGUGAUGGAAUUGUGUGCUGGUGGAGAGUUGUUUGAUCGGAUCAUCGCCAAGGGCCAUUAUACGGAGAGGGCUGCAGCAUCGUUGCUUAGGACCAUUGUUAAAAUCGUUCAUACCUGUCAUUCCAUGGGUGUUAUUCAUAGAGAUCUUAAACCUGAAAAUUUCCUUCUUCAAUCCAAGGAUGAGGAUUCUCCCCUUUUAGCUACCGACUUUGGUCUAUCUGUGUUCUACAAACAAGGUGAAUUAUUCAAAGAUAUUGUGGGAAGCGCAUAUUAUAUUGCACCCGAAGUAUUGAAGAGAAAAUACGGACCCGAAGUUGAUAUAUGGAGUAUUGGGGUCAUGUUAUAUAUUCUUCUAAGUGGUGUUCCACCUUUCUGGGCUGAAUCGGAGCAUGGGAUAUUCAACGCAAUCUUGCGUGGGCAUGUUGAUUUCACGAGUGAUCCUUGGCCUUCGAUAUCUCAUCCAGCCAAGGAUCUUGUAAAGAAGAUGCUGACUGCAGAUCCAAAGCACAGGUUGACAGCACAUCAAGUGCUUUCUCAUCCAUGGAUUGUGGAAGACGGAGAAGCGCCUGAUAAACCACUUGACAACGCUGUUCUUGGCAGACUAAAACAAUUUAGAGCCAUGAAUCAGUUCAAGAAAGUUGCUCUUCGGGUCAUUGCAGGAUGCCUUUCUGAGGAAGAAAUCAUGGGACUAAAGAAAAUGUUCAAAGGCAUGGAUAGUGAUAACAGUGGAACAAUAACACUUGAGGAACUAAAACAUGGACUAUCCAAGCAAGGGACGAGACUCACCGAAUCUGAAGUCAAACAAUUGAUGGAAGCUGCUGAUGCAGAUGGAAACGGAACCAUAGAUUAUGAAGAAUUCAUAACAGCAACAAUGCAUAUGAAUAGAAUGGAUAGAGAAGAUCAUCUCUACACUGCAUUCCAAUAUUUCGAUAAAGAUAAUAGCGGGUACAUUACUAUAGAAGAACUAGAGCAAGCUCUCCGCGAAUAUGGAAUGGGUGACGAAAAGGAUAUAAAGGAGAUUGUAUCUGAUGUUGAUUCAGAUCAUGAUGGUCGGAUCAACUACGAUGAGUUUGUGGCAAUGAUGAGAUCAAAAGGACAGGCAACCAUGAUGAAUCCUAAGAAAUUCAGAGAAUCGUUUGUUGCAACCUAACAACAACAAGCAAGUUCUUCUUAAGCAUGUUCGGAGAUGAUGAAGAAAAGAAAGUUGCUACUCAUGAAAUGCAUAUUUCACAUAUGUCCAAUUGGGGAUGACUUUGGCAACAGGUUCAAUCUGGUCUCGAGCGACCUACGAACUGGUGGGGAUAAUGGGUUCUAGCAAAAACUAAAAUUAGGUUGCUUUAGAAUUUUGAACAACAAUUGUAAUGGGUGUUUGGGUUGGUUUAGAGAAUAUUUCUCGAUAUGUAAGCGGAAGGUGUAAAGUCAAUCUUUUGGCUUGCUGAUCGAUUUUAGUUUAUACAAUCAUUCGAAAUCUUUUGUUUAACAUAAACAUUAUGAUUUUUCCAUUUAAACCUA
Lactuca sativa (garden lettuce) is the source of this 2076-nucleotide messenger RNA. RefSeq names its product calcium-dependent protein kinase 2. Gene Ontology annotation, biological process: protein phosphorylation. Gene Ontology annotation, molecular function: calcium ion binding; protein kinase activity; ATP binding. NCBI's taxonomy places the organism in Eukaryota, Viridiplantae, Streptophyta, Magnoliopsida, Asterales, Asteraceae. The record is from RefSeq and is a predicted model, not a curated record.